This is a messenger RNA of Aspergillus aculeatinus CBS 121060, 744 nucleotides long. RefSeq lists its product as uncharacterized. Bases 1 to 744 code for a protein of 247 amino acids. The record is from RefSeq and is a predicted model, not a curated record. Lineage: Eukaryota; Fungi; Ascomycota; Eurotiomycetes; Eurotiales; Aspergillaceae. The transcript has a single exon.
AUGUCCCCCCUCAGCGCCAUCACCAGCUGGCUCUGCUGCAUCCCAAGCCCAGAUCCUAAUCGUCCACCUCCAUCUUUAACUUCAGCCUCAUCUCCAUCGUCGAACCACUACCGCAAUACCAACGAAGGCUACCUCCCACCCACACCACCCCUCCCCGCCUACACCCCCCAUCCACACACCCCAACCGAAAAGACCCUCGCCCUGCACCCUCGCCCAUCCUCGUCAUCAUCAUCCUCGACCUCAACCUCCUGGAACGAGAAAUCCGGUGCAGCAACCACAUCGUCCCCCGCACCCGCACCCGAAGCAACAGGAACCACAAAUCCCUACCCACCACCCCCCCCCCCCGCCCCCCUCUACCCACCAUACUACCACACGGCCACCGGGCUCUUCGACCCAGACCCCAACGACAGCGACACCUCGUCGACGCUCUCCUUCCCCAGCACCAGCAGCUACGGGAACACCUCGACCGCGACGCGCGACACGCCGCCGCCGCCGUACUCGCCUAGGAGUCUGGGGAUGUCGUCGCGGACGAUGUCGCCGGUGCCGUCGUUGAUGUCGGAUUCCGGGAGGAGUAGUAGUAGUGGGAGUAGUGGGAGUAGCCGGGGAAGUGGUGGUGGGUUAGGCAGAGGAUCUGAGGAGAUGGUGCAGAUUGCGGCGCCGAGGGCGGUGGUGGUUUGGGAGUCGGCGCGGGGGAGGGGGAGGGAGAGGGAGAGGGAGAGGGGGUGGGGGGAUUUAUAUGAUUGA